AUGAGAAUCCUAUUGAGUAUAGCAACUUUGUAUACAAUUUCUUACCUACCAAAAAGCGCGCUAUGGUCCUAUAGGCAUGACGAAUCAUUCAAGGAAAACCCAGUGAAUGUGGUUACAAAUACUGAAAGUACUUUUAAUGAUAAGAAAUACCCGAAUACCUCUAAUACCGGUGAAAUUGGUAGUACCACUGAAAAAAUACUUAGUGCUAAAGACAAAGGAGGCACAAACAUAAAUAAUAAAAAUGAAAGCACCGUUAGCGUUAUAAAAAUGGACACUAGAAAAACUAAAGAUACAUUUUUAAGCGAAGACGCGUAUUACGACUAUUUCGAUAUGUUGCAUUAUUAUCAACUAUCCGUAAUAGAAGAUGUAAGUAGCUAUACAUGUACAGAAAAAAAUGAAAGGCAUGCUCUUCUCGGAAGAUCUCAGAAUUAUAUUGAAUGCAUGAACGGAACUGCUUACUGCUUGGAAUGCUUGAAUGGAUUACACGUCGAUCCUGAGAAAGUUUAUGUAUCACCUUGUCAAUACGCAAUUGAUGUUCCAAAUACCGGGAAAGCUAUACCCAGAAGAAAACCUACAAGUGAAUGUCCACACGACUUUGGUUAUUAUAAAAUCGAAGACAAACAUAACUGUAGUAGUUUCAGGAUAUGCGAAUUUGGUGUCGGAUACGAUUAUGAAUGUCCUAAUGGGCUUGCGUUUAGGUCAGACACUCUCCGAUGCGACUGGCCACACAAGGUCCCUGAGUGUGAUGCUGAAGCUUAUGCUAACUUUGUUUGCCCGGACAAAAAAUUAAGUUUGGAAUAUUACGGAUCUCCAGUUGACUGCCGAGAAUAUUUUGUAUGCAUACAAGGAGUGCCACGUCGCCAAGUGUGUGAACAAUAUAUGGGUUUUCAUCUCGAAUUAAAUUAUUGCGUGCCAGCUGACAAUGUAGAAACAUUUGGUAUACCAACGGACUUAGUAACUACAUUAUGGAUCCAAGAAGGUAACGAAACAUUUAUAAAUCAAGUAGAUAAAAGUGCAAAUGUGCUUAAUAAACUUAACCAAAAUUAUUCCUACUUGGCCAAUAGAAGUGUUGGCAGAUAUGCCAGUGAAUCUACAAGUACCACUGAAAAAAUACGUAAUAGAUCUAUACACCAAGAUGAUGCAAAGCAUAAUAAUAUCAGUGAAAUAAUUGGUACAACUCAAGACAACGAUGAAGACUGCCCACGAAUAAAUAGAGAAAGCGAAAAGAUAAUCGGCACUAUAAAAAAUGAUACUAGAAAAUCUAUUCAAGAUAUAUUCAUGAAUAAAAACGAAUAUAAUAAUUACGUCGAUAAUUUAUAUUAUCAUCAAUUAUCAGUACGUCGAAGUUUAAGUAAUUAUACAUGUAUAGAAAAAAAUGGACGAUAUGCUCUUCCCGGAAGCUCUGAGGAAUACAUUGAAUGCAAGAACGGAACUGCUACACACAUGCAAUGUCUUGAUGGAUUGCAUUUUGAUUAUGAGAAAGCCAAUGAAAAAUCGCCCUGUCAAUAUUCGAUUGAUAUUUCUGGUGGUAAAAAAUUAAUGAAUCAUCACAAACAGACAGGAGAAUGUCCUCAUCAAUUUGGUUAUUACAAAAUUGAAGAUGCACACAACUGUAGUAGCUUCAGGAUAUGUGAAUUCGGCAUCGGCUAUGAUUUUAAAUGUCCUAAUGGGCUUGCGUUUAGGUCAGACACUCUGAGAUGCGACUGGCCACACAAGGUCCCUGAAUGUAAUGCCGCAGCUUAUGCCGACUUCAGUUGUCCAGACAAUAAGCCAAGUUUCCAAUUUUACAGAUCACCCACGAACUGUCAAGUCCAUUAUAUUUGCAUACAUGGAGUACCACGUCGCCAAGUUUGUGAAAAAUAUAUGGGAUUUGAUUUGGUAUCCAAUUGUUGCGUGCCAGCAGAUAGAGUAAAAUCUUGUGACCAACAAAUUCAACUGUUGGCCAGUCAAUAUAGAAAAGACAAAUUACAAAAAAAUUUUCACUCGGAUCCAAUUUCGAAAUAUGAUGACGGCGAUAGCUAUUUUAACUUCAGAAGUAAAGGACUUUCUUUUGAACGACGCUUAUAUGGAAAAGCUAAAGUAAUUUCU
Molecule: messenger RNA, 2088 nt
Organism: Brenthis ino (lesser marbled fritillary)
Lineage: Eukaryota; Metazoa; Arthropoda; Insecta; Lepidoptera; Nymphalidae
Source: the annotation of a GenBank genome assembly